Daucus carota subsp. sativus is the source of this 1079-nucleotide messenger RNA. Its product is annotated as enoyl-CoA delta isomerase 2, peroxisomal. Gene Ontology annotation, biological process: fatty acid beta-oxidation. The transcript has 2 exons. Gene Ontology annotation, cellular component: peroxisome. The record is from RefSeq and is a predicted model, not a curated record. Bases 146 to 868 code for a protein of 240 amino acids. Gene Ontology annotation, molecular function: delta(3)-delta(2)-enoyl-CoA isomerase activity. Lineage: Eukaryota; Viridiplantae; Streptophyta; Magnoliopsida; Apiales; Apiaceae.
AUCGUGUCCAACAAAACAUUUUCAAAACUUGUAAAGACUCCAGUAUACCAGAUUAUUCAGAUCCCAUUCCUGUACUUUUCCUCGCUCGCCCAAACAACAAGCGCAAAACCCAUCGUAUCAUAUCCUCUCCUAUCAUAUUCGUACCAUGUGUACUUUACAAAAACGCGGCAACAUCUUCAUCCUAACCCUAGCCGGCGACGACCAACACCGCCUCAACCCCACCCUAAUCUCCACCCUCCGAUCACAUCUCUCCCAAGCCAAGGCCCAGUCCACGCGCGGCUCUGCUCUUCUCACUCUAGCCCAAGGCAAGUUCUUCUCCAACGGCUUUGACUUGGACUGGGCUGAGAAGACCGCCGGCCCUUCUGGGUCGGCCCGGGACAAGCUUCUCGAGAUGGUCGAGCUGUUCAGGCCGGUGGUGGCGGAUUUGAUGGACUUGCCGAUGCCGACGGUGGCCGCCGUGACGGGGCAUGCGGCGGCGGCGGGGAUGGUGCUGGCGCUGAGCCAUGAUCAUGUUCUUAUGAGGAGGGAUCGUGGGAUUAUGUAUAUGAGUGAGGUUGAUAUUGGGUUGACUCUUCCGGAUUAUUUUAGUACCUUUUUCAGAGCGAAGGUGGCAUCUCCAGCAGCACGGAGGAACGUGUUGUUGAACGGAAUGAAGGUGAAGGCAGAGGAUGCAGUGGCAAUGGGAUUAAUCGACUCAGCACACGAUGACGGAGAGAAGACAGUGGAAGCAGCAAUGCAGCUGGCGGAGAAAUUGGGGAAGAGGAAAUGGGACGGAGUAGUGUACAGUGAGAUAAGAAAGUCGCUGUAUCCAGAACUAUGUGGUCUCGUGGGAUUGGAUGGUACAGGCACAACAACAUCACGGCUUUGAUCUUGCUCAGCCGUGUUAGGAAUAAGUUGAGUAGCGUUGAUGUUGUGUUUGGUGUAAAAAUUGGCAAUAAGAUAUUGAUGAUGUUGUAGAGUAUGGGAUCAAUUGAAUAUGAACUGUAAAGCAGAGUUCUGUAAUUUUUAAAUUCUGGACCUGGAGUUAGUUUAUUGUUUUUUUACCAGAGGCAAUGAAUUACUAAAAUGCUAUUUUCAUC